GAUCAUUUCGUUUACAACAGCAGCCUGUGUAAGAUCAACUCAGAUUUGGACUGGUUUGCCUGGGACCGAACAUUUUAUUAAUAAAAGAGGAAAUAUCGAUGACAAAAUGCCCACAAAAGAGAUUCCUUCUUUCGGCGAGUACAAAUGCUCGAAAUGUAAAAGCACAUGGAAUUCGUCCAAGUCAUUCGAAAAUGCCUCACAAAAAUGCAGAAUAUGCAAUACGGAGGUCAUGGCAACGAAUCAGAGGCCAUUGAAAAAUGCUAAGAAAAUGUGUAAGACGGAAGAUGAGAUGCACUUGAAGGGAAUCGGACCAUUUUUCGGGGAAUUCCACUGCAAAAAAUGUCAGAAGCAUUGGAUGUCAGCAUAUUGUUGGUUCGAAAAUGACAAAAAGACCAAAGUUCCACAAAAGUGCAAGCGAUGUAACGUUAAUACUUUCGCAAUCAAAAUGAGAUCGUUGGAAAAAUCAAAUUCAGAAAUCACUAAACCACAUCAAUCGGAACUAUGUGGCAAGUGCCAGAAGCUCGGCUUUAGCUGUGAACGAUUAAAGCUUAAGAGCAUGACCAAACGUUUUUCUGCCUGGAGAAUUUGAAAUCCGGAAAGGGCGUUACAACGUUUUUUUGUUCUAAUUUUCAAUUCGAU
This is a messenger RNA of Bradysia coprophila, 639 nucleotides long. Its product is annotated as zygote arrest protein 1-like. Lineage: Eukaryota; Metazoa; Arthropoda; Insecta; Diptera; Sciaridae. The record is from RefSeq and is a predicted model, not a curated record.